Messenger RNA from Lottia gigantea (owl limpet), 506 nucleotides. RefSeq lists its product as hypothetical. Bases 39 to 461 code for a protein of 140 amino acids. Gene Ontology annotation, molecular function: calcium ion binding. The transcript is spliced from 5 exons. The record is from RefSeq and is a predicted model, not a curated record. NCBI's taxonomy places the organism in Eukaryota, Metazoa, Mollusca, Gastropoda, Lottiidae.
AUUCCUUUCUUAUUGACGGUUUCAUAUUUUGGUGCAAGAUGAUAGCUUUUAUCUGUGUUUUGGGUUUUAUCAGUGGUUGUUUAGCAGCACCAUGUACACAUACCAACUCAGCUGAACAUACAGAAGAACAGGUUAUCGCAAGAGUUAUAGCGCUAGCUGAUCAUAAUAACGAUGGGAUUUUAAGUGUUACUGAUUUAGCAGCUUACUUUGUCAUCAACUUUGACCAUAAUCAUAAUUCAGAAGUCGACAAAAACGAAUUCAUUCUUCAAUGGCAUGAAACAUUCCACGAUGAAAAGGCCUUUGCAGAGCACGUUUUUACCCAUUUUGAUACAAACGCAGAUAACGUGCUUAAUCUCAGUGAUCUUUUCGCCCUCAAUAUCAGACUGGAUACAGAUGGUAAUGGAACAGUUACUAAUAAAGAACUUGAAAGCUAUCUUCAACUAAUUUACAACGCCUGUUAAUUGAUAGUCGAAAUAAAACGUUUCUGAUGUAGAAUUUCAGUGGUU